CACCUGACGACGCCAGAGUCCAUAUACCAUUUGCGCAUUGGCUUGGCCUCAUUUGCCUCCUACCCUUUCUCUUAUAGACGGUUCAUGCGCAUCUUGUGGCCUUUCACCUCCCUCUCCAUGAUCUUCACGCUCUUCUACGCCCGCCUCUUUGUCGCUGAGAGCAACUCCUUCAAGAAACUCAACUUGCAGUCUUGGAUGAUACCCAGAUAUAAUCUACAGUACUUGUUAAAAUGGAGGAAAGACGCGAUCAACACCAUGAUUGAGAAAGUGAUAUUGGAGGCAGAUAAAAAAGGAGUGAAGGUGCUUAGCCUGGGUCUCAUGAAUCAAGGGGAGGAGCUGAACAGGAAUGGAGAGGUGUAUAUCCACAAGCAUCCAGAAGUGAAAGUAAGAGUGGUGGAUGGCAGUAGAUUAGCAGCAGCCGUUGUGAUUAAUAGUGUAUCCAAAGCUACUCAAAACGUCGUGAUGACAGGCCAUCUCACUAAGGUCGCCUAUACCAUCGCCUCUGCUCUCUGCCAGAGAGGCGUUAAGGUCUCCACUUUGCGUCUAGACGAGUACGAGAAACUAAGAUCAUGCAUUCCCCAAGAAUGCAGAGACUAUUUGGUCUAUCAAACCUCCGAAGUACUCUCAUCAAACAAGGUAUGGCUGGUGGGAGAAGGAACAACUAGUGAAGAGCAGGAAAAAGCCACAAAAGGAACAUUGUUUAUACCAUUCUCACAGUUCCCCCUCAAGCAGUUACGUAAAGAUUGUAUCUAUCAUACCACACCGGCCUUGAUAGUUCCAAAAUCUCUGGCGAAUAUCCACUCCUGUGAGAACUGGUUACCAAGAAAGGCGAUGAGUGCAACUAGAGUGGCCGGCAUAUUGCACGCCUUAGAAGGGUGGGAAGUGCAUGAGUGUGGCACAUCCCUUCUUCCCUCCGAUUUGGACCAGGUAUGGGAAGCCUUUCUCAGCCACGGCUUCCAGCCUCUCCUCCUUCCACAUCAUUAAAACUCCAACCGGACAAUGAAACAUUUUAUGAAAAUGAGAGCGACGCACGUUGUGUGCAUUUAUUUCCUUAUGAUCCAGCUCUUCCACAGUCCAUGAACUAUGGAACAUAUAUAAUUUUCACACAUCUUAUAUAUGAUUUACGUAUUUGUAUGCAUAUCAAGCUUUUGGUGAUUAUGAUAUUGAUGUACAAUUAAGCUUGGUUAUUAUGGUAUUAAUAAGAGUACUAUUUCCUUUUUUUCUUUUGUCAAGAAGAAUAGUUCUUUGUUUUUCAAUUUCUU
Messenger RNA from Camelina sativa (false flax), 1262 nucleotides. The record is from RefSeq and is a predicted model, not a curated record. Lineage: Eukaryota; Viridiplantae; Streptophyta; Magnoliopsida; Brassicales; Brassicaceae.